AUGGAUAGUAUUGAAUCCCAGCUUGUUCUUUUUCGACAAAAUCCAUUUCGAUUCAAUCGAUAUCUUGCCGUCUCGAGGCCAAGUCCAUCAGAUGCCUUAAAAAACUCACCCUUGCGCAUAGUUCCAAACGAUGUUAUGCAAAUGAUUGCUAAACAUUUUACUCCUGCAUCGGCUGGAUCCUUUUUCCUCACUUGUCGACAAAUUGGUUUGGUGAUUGGAACGCAAUACAUCGAUGGCUUGAAGACUUCGAAAGACGACACACUGGAAUUUCUGAAUCUUUUGGAACAUGAUCUUCAAGAUCAAAUCGCUUGUACUUUUUGCAGAAAACUUCAUAAAAUACGAAAUGCUGAGAGAUAUGCCAAAAAGUCUUAUUGCUGGGAAGGAUACUCAACUGACCCAGAGAUUUCUGGACUUCCAGAAUUUGAUACAAUACCAAGUUGUGUAAAAGAGGAUGAAUUGCGCCGGGUGGGUUUAUAUGCCCACAAGAAUUUUGGUGUCACUAUUUCCAAAAUGGCAAUAAAGCACUACCGACUUUUUGGCAACGAUGCUCAAACCAGGCGGCUCUUAAGGCUUUUGUCGGCACCCGAGAACUACUCCGAUGAUAGAUCUUGCAAAAGUUUGAGGACAGAGAAGAAAGGAGAAUGCCGUAUGAAGAAUGGAUCCAUAUUCACCCGGAAACUCAUGAAAUACAAUUGGAAAUGCCAAAGUCUUGAAAUACCUAGUCAUAUACCUAUUUGCUCUCAUCUUCAUCUCGCGAAAGUUGGUUCUAAGCUCUGCGCCAGAUUAUACUGUGCCUACAGUAGACCCGAAGAGAUCUGGUCAGCGUUACAACUACCUUGUCAGAAAUACACUGCCACCAACGAGAACAACAUCUCCCGCGAUAUUCAUUCGGGACUUUUGCAGUGUCGGUAUUGUCUAACAGUAUUCAAAGUUGAAUUGAAGCACCAUAAUCGAUACCCUAUCUCUCGCUGCACCACGGCACUGGCAAUCGUUGUUUACAAGCAGUUCGAGUCGGAGGCAGAUUGGAAGACGCAUCUGCCACUUUUAGGUUCAGACGACGGAGAAAGCGUACCGAUUGAGUUCUCCAAAGAGAAAAUCAGCUCUGUCUUUGAAGUGGAUGAUACUGGUUUUGGACCUACAUUUACUUCUUGGAGUGAGUUUUAUCUUGCAUGGCAAAAAGUGUUUCUGGAUGAACUGGAAUUGGCUUGUCUUGCAGUGAUAUUGUCACUAUUGUACUGGCAUCGUACAUAA
Messenger RNA from Botrytis deweyae, 1251 nucleotides. RefSeq lists its product as uncharacterized. NCBI's taxonomy places the organism in Eukaryota, Fungi, Ascomycota, Leotiomycetes, Helotiales, Sclerotiniaceae. The transcript has a single exon. The record is from RefSeq and is a predicted model, not a curated record. The coding region runs from base 1 to 1251 and encodes 416 amino acids.